Molecule: messenger RNA, 2244 nt
Organism: Nicotiana tabacum (common tobacco)
Lineage: Eukaryota; Viridiplantae; Streptophyta; Magnoliopsida; Solanales; Solanaceae
Product: putative galacturonosyltransferase 13
Molecular function (GO): polygalacturonate 4-alpha-galacturonosyltransferase activity
Source: RefSeq, a predicted model, not a curated record
AAUCAAUUUUAGAAAGGAAGAACAUAUGCAACACAACACACGUACUCUUUCUCUCUCUUUGUGUAAAAGCUUUUCCAUUUAUUUUUUUCUCUCUCUAUAUUCAAUCUUCCGAUCUCAGGAAGAGAAUACCAAAUCCUCUUCCUUCAACGUUACAACAAUUUCCCAAACCCAAAUUUGUUUUAAAUUUAUUUCAUUCGAUUGAUUAAUUGAUUCCAUACAAAAAAAAAAUUAAUAGAUACAUACCUUAACAUAUCCAGAUUCAUUGCACGCACAUUCAUACACACACAUUUGUGUAGUUUUGUGGGAGUUUGGAGGCAGAGCUGAAAUUUUGAUAAUAUCCAAAUGCAUUGGUCUCGGAAGAGACCAGUUUCGAUAUCAUUUGAUUGCUGUGUUGUUGGAUCUGAUGGUGAGAAAAAGAAUUUUUUAUUUAGAUUGUUUAGGAAUUUCCAAAGAGAAUAAUAUUAAAAAUUUUAAUCCAACAAGCCCUAGGGGGGGCAGAGUUUUGGUGGAUUGGAAUUGGGAUUGGGUAGUGAGGGGUGCAGAGAAAGUUACGGUGGAGAAGCAGGGAGGGAGGAAGAGAUGCAGCUGCACUUCUCACCUAGUAUGAGAAGUAUAACAAUAUCGAGCAGCAGCAAUAGUGGAAAUGGAGGGUAUGUUGGGGAUUUGAUGAAGAUCAAGGUCGCAGCUCGCCACUUCUCCUACCGAACGCUUUUUCAUACCAUUCUUAUCUUAGCUUUCUUGUUGCCCUUUGUCUUCAUUCUCACUGCUCUUGUUACCCUUGAAGGUGUCAACAAGUGCUCCUCUUUUGAUUGUUUAGGUAGAAGAUUAGGACCAAAGCUUCUUGGACGAACUGAUGAUUCAGGAAGGCUGGUCAAGGAUUUUGUUAAGAUCCUCAAUCAAGUGAACUCUGAGGAAGUGCCUGCUGGUUUGAAACUCCCAGAGUCAUUUAAUCAACUUGUUGUUGAAAUGAAAAACAACAAGUACAGCACAAAAGAAUUUGCUUUGAUGCUAAAGGGAAUGAUGGAGAAAUCUGAAAGGGAUAUUAGGGAAUCAAAAUUUGCAGAGCUGAUGAAUAAACACUUUGCUGCAAGUGCAAUUCCUAAAGGCAUUCACUGUCUUUCGCUGCGGUUGACUGAUGAGUACUCCUCAAAUGCUCAUGCACGCAGACAGUUGCCGUCACCAGAGCUACUCCCUCUACUAUCUGACAAUUCAUUGCAUCACUUUGUAGUGUCCACUGAUAACAUCUUGGCUGCCUCAGUUGUUGUUAAUUCUGCUCUGCAGUCAUCUCUGAAGCCUGAAAAGAUUGUUUUCCAUGUUAUCACUGAUAAGAAAACAUAUGCUGGCAUGCACUCAUGGUUUGCUUUGAAUCCUGUCACUCCUGCUCUUGUGGAGGUUAAAGGUGUUCAUCAGUUUGACUGGUUGACAAGAGAAAAUGUUCCAGUGCUUGAAGCAGUUGAGAGCCAUCAUGGUAUUCGGAAAUACUACCAUGGAAAUCAUGUUACGGGUGCCAAUCUCAGUGACACAACUCCGCGAUCUUUUGCUUCCAAAUUGCAGGCUCGAAGUCCAAAGUAUAUAUCUUUGCUCAAUCAUCUUCGCAUAUAUUUGCCUGAGCUCUUCCCAAACCUUGACAAAGUGGUUUUCUUAGAUGAUGAUGUUGUAAUUCAGCAAGAUUUAUCUCCCUUGUGGGACAUUGACCUACAUGGUAAGGUCAAUGGAGCAGUUGAGACUUGUAAAGGUGAAGAUAAGUGGGUGAUGUCUAAGCGAUUCAGAAAUUACUUCAAUUUUUCUCAUCCUCUAAUAGCAAAGCAUUUGAACCCUGAUGACUGUGCAUGGGCUUAUGGGAUGAAUAUCUUCGAUUUGCGUGCAUGGAGAAAGAAGAACAUUACGGAUACUUAUCAUGCAUGGCUUAAAGAGAACCUGAAGUCAAACUUGACAAUGUGGAAGCUUGGAACGCUACCUCCUGCUUUGAUUGCAUUCAAGGGUCAUGUUCUCCCAAUUGAACCGUCGUGGCACAUGCUUGGCUUGGGCUAUCAGAAUAAGACCAAUGUCAAUAAUGUGAAGAAGGCUGCCGUAAUCCAUUACAACGGCCAGGCUAAACCUUGGCUUGNUCAUUACUCCACGUUUCUACCGUUUCUUGAUUCAAUCAUCUUGGUCAUAUUAGACUGUAGGCUAUGGAAAUUUGGUUCACAUAGUUGGGAAACUCCCCUGCUUAUUAUUUUUGUACUUGUUUUGUAUGAUUCAUGA